AAAAAAAAAUAUUAAUGAAUAAUUAUAUAAAAACAAACGGUGAUUUUAUAACUAAAAAAAAGUUUCACUUCUAACCUAAAUUCCUGGUGAUUGGAUACCGGGAAAAAGCCGUUACUGCACAUGUAACUUUUCAAUUAAACAGGCUUUUAGGUCACUUUGUUUAAUUAUUUAUUUAUUUAUUUUAAUUUAUUUAUUAUUUGGACAAUUGAAAGAAUUUUAAUUGGUCACUCAUUGAAUUAUGUUAUCGUGAUCAAUAUACAGAGGAUUUUUUAUUUUUAUUUUUUUAAAUACAUCAACAUAAUCCAGAAAAGUACAAAAAUAAAACUAAAAAAAUGUGGCCAGAAAACGUCGGAAUAAAAGCAAUAGAACUGUACUUCCCAGCGCAGUAUGUAGACCAGGUCGACCUGGAAAAGUACGACGGAGCGUCAGCAGGCAAAUACACAAUAGGACUAGGCCAAUCGAAGAUGGGUUUCUGCAACGACCGUGAAGACAUAAACUCUCUGUGCUUGACAGUGACUCACCGACUGUUAGACCGUAACAACAUAAAGCCGAGCGAGAUCGGGCACCUGGAGGUGGGCACUGAGACAAUAAUCGACAAGAGUAAGUCAGUAAAAUCAGUGCUGAUGCAGCUGUUCGAGCCCCACGGCGCGACGGACAUCGAGGGCGUAGACACCACCAACGCCUGCUACGGAGGAACCGCGGCUGUGUUCAACGCGAUUUCCUGGGUGGAAAGCAGCAGCUGGGACGGAAGACUUGCCCUGGUAGUAGCCGCGGACAACGCAGUCUACGCGACUGGCAGUGCCAGGCCAACUGGAGGAGCCGGGGCGAUCGCAAUGAUAAUUGGGCCCAACGCGCCGCUGGUGUUUGACCGCGGACUCCGCGCUUCCUACAUGAAGCACGCCUACGACUUCUACAAGCCCGACCUGAGAUCUGAGUACCCAGUUGUUGACGGGAAAUUGUCCAUCCAGUGCUACCUCAGCGCUCUUGACAACUGUUACAAAAAAUACUGCGAGAAAGUUGGUAAAUCUUCUUCAACAGCUUCAACUUCUAAAAAUGUCACGCUUAAAUAUUUCGACGCUGUAAUUUUUCACUCGCCUUAUUGCAAGCUUGUGCAGAAGUCAUUCGCCAGGCUUGCUCUCAUUGAUUUUUUAAGAGGAAAAAAUUCUCCUGAAAAUUCACCUGAAACUCAAGAGCUAGAAAAAUUUAAGAACCUGAAGCUAGAGGACACUUAUUUUGAUAGAGACGUCGAGAAAGCUUUCAUGAAGACCAGCAACGAAGACUUUAAAGAUAAGACAGAGCCCAGUUUGUUCAUCGCGAACUUGGUCGGGAAUAUGUACACGCCGUCUGUUUACUCGGGACUCGUCAGCUUGUUGAUCAACAAGCCCAUUGAACAGCUCCUGGGUAAGAGGAUUGGAGUCUUCUCCUACGGAUCUGGCCUGGCUUCUAGUAUGUACUCGCUGACUGUCGGUAAUGAUAAGACAGCCGAGGAACAGCUCAGGAAGAUCUGCAGUAAUUUGGAGUACAUUAAAGUCCAGCUGGAUGCUAGAAAGUUAAUUACUCCUGAGGAGUACACGGAAAUACUCGCUAUGAGGGAGAAGAAUUGCCACACUGUACCCUACGAGGCUACUGCUAGCAUAGAUCCAAUGUUCCCUGGAACUUAUUACUUGGUUAAAAUUGAUCAAAUGCACAGAAGAAGCUAUCAACGUCUACCACUGAUCCAAUGAUUGUUAUUUUUAUUUAUAUGAUUAAUGAUAUAGCUAAAUGUUUUUUAUCGAGAUUGAAAAUUGGGAUAAGGACGACAAUUUUUAACUAUUAAGGUCACGUGCCUUGUAAAUGAAUUUCUUACUCAGUUUUGUAAUGAUUAAUUAGGUUAGAUUGUAUCAAUUUUUUUUAACAAAUUUUUAAACCGUCAUUGAUAUUGUUGAUUGACGUUUAUUGAUGUAUGGUAAUAGAUGUAUUUUUGAGGUUUUAUAAAUAUGCUUGAAAUUUUGUAUUAAUAUAUGAGAUUAUAAAUAUGAAUUUUAUUAUCGUUAAA
This is a messenger RNA of Cotesia glomerata, 2035 nucleotides long. It is a transcript of the gene Hmgs, whose product is annotated as hydroxymethylglutaryl-CoA synthase 1. The transcript has 2 exons. Gene Ontology annotation, biological process: acetyl-CoA metabolic process. The record is from RefSeq and is a predicted model, not a curated record. Bases 333 to 1724 code for a protein of 463 amino acids. Gene Ontology annotation, molecular function: hydroxymethylglutaryl-CoA synthase activity. NCBI's taxonomy places the organism in Eukaryota, Metazoa, Arthropoda, Insecta, Hymenoptera, Braconidae.